ACCUCUGAUUUUACUUGUCUGUUCUCCAGAACAGGCACAAGGACUUAUCGUGGAUGGUGGCUCAUGAGAUCCUCCCGGUCAGGGCGGUUAUGCACUCCAGAGGCAUGGCCAAAAACCCCAUCUGCCCGCGGUCCGGCUGCAAUUCCCCGGAGACCGUCCACCACCUGCUCUGGGAGUGCAGCACUGCACAAGGACUUAUCGUGGAUGGUGGCUCAUGAGAUCCUCCCGGUCAGGGCGGUUAUGCACUCCAGAGGCAUGGCCAAAAACCCCAUCUGCCCGCGGUCCGGCUGCAAUUCCCCGGAGACCGUCCACCACCUGCUCUGGGAGUGCAGCACUGCGCGGGACCUGUGGGCCAAGACCGGCCCCCUGUAUUUCCCGUGCCUACCAGCGGGUGGGGCCCAGUUCGGGUACCAGCUCGCCAUCCUUGGGGUGGGCCGGGGCUUGAAGGACUUGACGGCACAGAAAUUUACCUCGCUCUGGCUCACCCUCAACGUCAUCAAGGAUGCCAUCUGGGCCACCAGAAACCUGCUGGUGGGGAAGCGCGUUACAGUAACCCUCCAUGCAUGCGAGCUAAAGGUAACAUCAAUGCUGCAGGGGUACCGGACGACGAUAUUCGGACGGGGGGGCCGGGGUCGCACGGAGAGUGUCCCGGCAGGCACCGACCCUGGCCGCCCGUAGAUGCACCCUCACCACUCUGGCUACGGGAA
Molecule: messenger RNA, 707 nt
Organism: Carassius gibelio (silver crucian carp)
Lineage: Eukaryota; Metazoa; Chordata; Actinopteri; Cypriniformes; Cyprinidae
Exons: 2
Coding region: 64-678 (204 amino acids)
Source: RefSeq, a predicted model, not a curated record